This is a messenger RNA of Lates calcarifer (barramundi perch), 7256 nucleotides long. RefSeq names its product MORN repeat-containing protein 4. Lineage: Eukaryota; Metazoa; Chordata; Actinopteri; Centropomidae. The coding region runs from base 151 to 597 and encodes 148 amino acids. The transcript has 5 exons. The record is from RefSeq and is a predicted model, not a curated record.
GCUGAGGCAGCUCUGCCAGGACACUACCAGCGACGGAGAAAAGGCAAAAAUAGCCGCUGAGAGGAGCAGGAAUCCUCCAACUGCCGCGUUGUUUUAAGUGAUGUAGAGAAAAGGGGGACUGAGUUGCUCUUUGAUUAAACAGCAGGACCCAUGACCCUGACACGAGGAUCCUUCACCUACUCAAACGGGGAGGAGUACCACGGCGAAUGGAAAGAAGGUCUGCGUCAUGGCCUGGGUCAGCUGACCUUCAGCGACGGGACGUGCUACACCGGACAGUUUGAGAACGGCCUCUUCAACGGCUGUGGGAUGCUGGUUUUCCCUGAUGGCUCCAGGUAUGAAGGUGAAUUUGUGCAGGGGAAGUUUCAAGGCACCGGUGUCUUCACUCGCUUCGAUGGGAUGAGGUUUGAAGGCGAGUUCAAAAGCGGAUGUGUGGACGGCUACGGAGUGCUGACGUUUGCGGACGGAGGCCCCAGCGGCGGAGGCGGCAGCCAUGAGGGCCUGUUUGAGACCAACCAGCUGAUGAGGAGAGAGAACAGCCAGGGAGCCGUACAGAGGGCGCAGGCAGCAGCCGCCAAGGCCCGAGCUCUGGCCAUGUGACCUGGACUACAUCACCCACAGUGCCCCACUACCAGGAUCAUCCUCCCCCCGUCAUCCUCCUACUGGUUUGAACAGCUGAUUAUGUUAUUUAUGUUCUUUUGUAUCUAUUUGUCUUCACAUUAUUUCUCAUACAUGUAACCUGCACUAUUCUCUAGAGUGGAAAUCAAUGGCUCCAGGUCUUUUUUUACAUCCAGUUAGAAAGCCACUGAUUCAGGAUCAGCUGAGCCAAAUACAGAUUUACUGUUCAGUCAACACACUGGUGCUAAGUCUGCUUCAGGGUCAGCUAAUCUGACGAAGUACAACUCUGGAUUCAAAAGUGCAUAUGGACGUUUUCCAGUAAACACUGAUUUGGUGAUUUUCAUGUCUAAACAUCUGAGUUGAAACUGAGCUCAAUUUGGUUAAAAUGUAGAAAGUUUUUUAGAAGUCCAGGUAGAGUUAGGAGUUCAAGAGUAUUUUCUAAAAUCUGAAUCCUCUUAUCGACUCUGCUUAUCAUAUCUGAGUCCUUUCAAAUCCCUGAUUGAACGCCUUACCGAUUCAAGUUUUCAACAAUUGCAAGCAAUACAAGUUAUAAAUAGCUAAAACUCAAAGAAUCAAUUUAUAUCUGUCACUCUUUCGCCAGUGAGAAGGAAGAAAAAAUUAGUGACAGCCUAAUUAAUGUUUACAACUUGGGAGUUACAACCUUAAAAUUAGCUUAGCAGCCACAGAUAGAAAAGUGUUGAUUAAAUGUGCCUGACAUGCUGAAAUAACAGCUGUAGUUUAGCUACUUUGCAUGCAUUGUUAUUAACAUGCUACUUCCUGAAACUUGUGGAGGUCUCAGUUCAAAACGAUGACAUUAACAAGCAACAAGGUCUGUGAGAUCUUUUCAGUCUGUUGUUGUUGGGCUAUAAAAAUAAGGAUGUUAAAGAGUGGGAAUAAUCGACAGAGUACAGACACUCACUCGCAGAAAGCUCAUUAAUAUUUACUAUAUCAGUGCAUUUGGCUGCAAUUGAUAUCAUCUGCUGCGCGUGAUGUUUGUCAUUUUAAGCUGUGAAAGCAGUCGAUUGGUGCUGGAAAAAUAAAUGAGACGCCAGCUAAUGUUGCCUGAAAGAUUUUUAUGUUACUCUGUGUUAACAGAAAAGAGCAAUGAGAGAGAAAAGAUUUGAGAAGAGAUUUUUCCACAGUGUAACAACUCUGGGUGUUCUGCUGAGCAGGAACUGGAUCCAACGUUUGGUGCCCAAUCCUAGAUAUUGUCUACAUACAUUAUAAUUGUUACAACUGCAUUUAAAUUAAUAUAUUUAAGAUGUAAUUACCUGACUGACAGUGAAAUAUAGUCUUUUAAAUACUGAGAAAACAAGUUGGAUUUUACAGGUCUGUAAUUUCCUGGGCAGUUCCAUUUGGUACCAAUUAUAAGGAACAUAGAGGCGUGUUGAAUUGGUACACCUUCAAUUAAUUUGUUUCAGAUAGGAGUGUCACUGGUAUUGAUGAGAACCAUCAUCUGCCACUAUCCAUUAUGUGUCAUGGUUACAGACUCUCUCCACCUCCCUACACUAACUUAAUGCUUUACUCAGUGCAGCACAGGUCAGCUUAUCUAUGUGCAAGUGCACAAUUCAACAUAAAGAAUAUAAUGCCAAUAAUUAUUGAGUGAUGAAGAAAUAAUAAUGAGCAGUUCUUCCAAGAAAAAUCCUCUGGAAAUCAGCUUCUGCUCAUACAGCUACAAGAGCUGAAUUUUCUCUCUACGUUUCUUAUUAAUAAAAUAAAACUUAUUAGGAGAUUAUGAGGAAACAAACUUACUUUUCAAUCAAAUUCUGUCCAGUUUCAACUUCGACAUGUUUUGACUUUUAAAUCACCACAUCAGUAUUAACUGGGUUUCCUGCCUUCCUGUUAAAAAAAUCUCAUUUGCUCUGACAUCUGACCUCUCAUUGGUGCUCUGGUAUCAGAAUAGAAGUUGUUUACUGAAAGUUAGAGAGAUGUCAGAAAGGUGAAGAAAAGGUGAGCAGUUUUUUUUUCCCUUUCACUCAGUGCCAUUAUAACUCAGUCUGAUCACAGAUCAGCAGGAACAUCCUCCUCAGUGCCAACCACGCAGUGCCAACGGGCUGCGGCUGAUCCCGAAUCAGUGGCUCAACAUCAGAGAGGAAGAGGGGAUGAACAGCAGAGGUAGAGGGAGGGGGGUGUAACGAGUGCAAUUUGAUAAAAACGUGCAAUUUCCUGCCUGAAAGCAAGAUUCCCCUCCCAGGAUGAGGAGCUGCCUGCAAACGAAGGUUUGUGGGUCAGAGAGGCUCAUCUAAUAAAACAGAGCCCGGGUGUCAAAUGACUCUCUGAACUCCAACGGUUUCAUUCCAGGGUUACAUGCAAAGGGCCUUUUUUGUCUUAUAAGCAAAACUUCUUCUUUUUUUUUUUAAUCAGGAAUCCAUAACGUGCUUUACUUUAAUGGACUAAUUCACCAAAACAAGACCUAAUGAUUAUUUAGAGUGUUUUUUUCUGUGUUUUUGAAAUGAAACUCUUCCUUCAGCCAGUGCAGUGUUUGGCAGAAUCGCUCUCUGCUGUUUUAUGCAGCUUGUGUUUUUUCUUUUCUUUCUACUUAUCACAUCCUUGAUUAAUGAUGUCACUUUCCAAUGUUUAGUGUUUGUGUGUAAAUCACCAAAAAUCCCUUCUCAAAAGAAGAAAACAACAAAAAACAGGUGUAAGCAUCACUGUUGUGAAGUUAACAAAGCUUGUGAUAAGCUCUAACUAACACAUAUUUCACACGUGUGUCGUGCCUGCUGGGAAUCAGCGUCUGUCUGUGUAAUGAGACUGGUGUGUAGAUGUGCCAUACGUGUGUGCGUAUGUACAUAGUCGUGUUGUGGGUGGCGGGUUGGUGGGUGGGGGGCUGGGGUAUUAAAUGGGAAAUGGAGUUAAUUGUCGGUUAUGUGAUUAUCUCGGAGUACGAUUAAUUUAGGAUGUGGUUCAGGGGGCUGAUGUCUUCUCCACUGAACAAUUUGACAGUGACACCUAAAACAGCCGGACUGAUGGAGGCAUCUCACACCUUUUAAUUGGCUCUGGGAUCUGAACAGAGACACUGUUAAAUGGAGCUGACUGUUGCCUUUAGCUGGGGGGGACUUCAGUGAUCUGUCAGUCUUGGAUACUGUGUUAUUACCAGACAAAAACAUUGUGACUACAGUUUGUUUUUAUUGAUAUGUUUGAGUUUGUAACAUUAUUUCACUGAAUGAUCCCGUGUUCCUCCACAGUCUGAGAAAACGUCGCGGAUCACUAAACCCUUUAAAACGCACCUUAAAAUCUCAACUUGAAAAGUUGCCGUUUGAUAUUAACAUGUACGGUUUUCACCUUAAUGUGACUGAUUUCUUGUUUCACUGUGAAGCGUCUCCAUGAUGGAGAAGGGUGCAGUCGAAAUCCACCCUAAGACAGAAUUCACAAAAAAUUUGAUUUGCUAAACUCGUCCAAAUGAAUCAUCAGCCUUAAGGAACAGUUCAACAUUUGGGAAAUAACAUAUAUUUGCUUUCUUGCUGUUACAUGAGAGGAUCAAUACCUGUCUUCCUGAUUUUUACAAAAACAUAUUUACCAAAACAUAAAACUACCCCUUUAAGGGAGCACACUGGUAUUUCAGAAAUAUGCUUCUGUAUUGUCUUAAGAAGGAGACAGAUAUUCAUUUCAUCUUGUUGGAAGGCCUAGAGUCUAGAUAAAACACCUCUAAAAUGCCAGACUGUUCCUUUAAGUUGUAAUCAUGUAUAUAUUUUUAUAGAUUAUUAUUAUGGAUUAUUGGAUCACCCAACAGAAAUAACAAUAACAGUGCAGGAAGAUGAAGUUCAGAUAGUGUGUUUUUUUUAAGUGAAUUCUGUUUUAGAGGUGAUUUCAAACACUCUGAGGAGACUUGUUGCCUUUUAAAUGGGUUAUUUUAACAGAACUUGUCCAUUUUGAAGCUGUCUAGAUUUUUUUAUUUUCGCCCCUGAGGCUCAAUGACUGUUUCUUUUACACCAGGACUCUGCUGAUCUCGUUGGUUUUCUGUUGAAUGUAGAUUUUCAUUUUUCUUUCUCAGUAUUUCAGCUGAAUUAAGAGAAAGUCUAUACUUGUGUCACUUAUUUCACACACACACACACACACACACACACACGUGAGGGUGAGGACUGGAGUUGUAAUCAGCAUCAUUAUUGUGAUUAGUUUCACAGUAUUCACUCACACUCUUUCACACAAACACACACUAGAGUCGGUGCCGGCCUGGUGUACGAACAAAACCAAACCCAUUACCAUAAUCAUAAUCUGUAAUGAGAAAAGAGGCAAAGAGCGUACCACGGCUCUGUAACUGUUGGUCAACAAGUGAGCGACUCAAGACUGAAAAAAAAGAAGAACAGUCACAGAGGGAGUUAACGAGUGCCUGAACAAAAACCUUCUUCUACUGUGCUUUGAAUACUUUGAAUACUGCCUGACUGUUUUACUAACUUCUUUCUCAAGUGUCACUGGUUUUUUUUUUUCAAAGAGUCUGUUUGUCUUUUCUCUGCUUAAUGAAGAAAGAGGAAGAAGCAGCGUGGGGGUGGAGGACAGUGUUUGACCAGAAUAUAUAUGACACUCUGGUGAGAUUAAAGCCGUGAUGACUAACGACACGACCGACUCGCUGCCUUCACUCACGGUGGAGCUCCACGUCUGCUUUGGGCUCAGUUAUUGACACAAGAGCUCAUUUAAAGUAUGUGGGAAACUGGACAGGAAAGUAACUAACUGUAACCUUUAAAAUGACUCAGUACCAGAAAUAUUUUGAUUUUCAGCAACAGGAAAAGAAACACUUUGAUUUAACCAGGUAAAGGUCCCACACUAUCUAGUUUUAUUUCACUGUAAGAAUAAUGUUUUCAAAAUAAGGAGCUUUUUACAUGUAACACACAUAUUUUUCCACCUGUGAAAACAGCUGUAUAAUGUCGUCUGUGACUCUGGAUGAGUUUAGUUGAAUCUGAGAUAAUGAUUUAUUUUUUUAAUAGCAGGACUUCAUCACAAACUGUGUUUAUGGGGUUUAAAGGAAGCUGGCAUUUACAAGGCAGUGAGAGUCAAAUGAAAGAUGCUAUUGAGUUGCAUCAUGGGAAUUGUAGGAUCCAAUGAUUCUACAACUCUGCCUCUGCUUCAGUUUAAAGAAAAAAAUCUCCUGCACAGUCCCAAAUCAUGAAAAUGUGCAAAACUAAAUGACUGGAGUUCAGUUUAAAGGGAGUAUUUGUUAACCCAUGAAAAGACUGAUUUUAAAUGAGGUAAACUUGCUGCAUGGAGGCUUUUAGCUGCUGACUGGAUGAGACUCACUGAUGAUGCUUUUACUGAGGUUAAUGAGAAAGUGGCUGGAAAAACGAUUGAAGUUUUGAAAAUCAAGAAACAACAACGUCUGCCUCUUGAGUGAAACUGAUUCUAAGCUGAGAGUGAACUUCCUCCCUGACCUUGGAAAUUGUAGUUUUACAAAACAUCCUUGAAGAAGCCCUGUGGAGUUUUCUUGUAAACAAACAAAAGUACUGUGUUUAUCCUUGAGGUUCUGAGUGUUGAGUGUUUUUUCUUCCACACAAAACAUUUUCAUGGUGAUUUUAAAUUGUGGAUUAUUCCCAUCCGUGUUUACUAGUAAGUGUCUGCAGCAGUAGGUGUUACUGAUGUUACAUUUUCAGGUAUGAGAGUCCAUGAUUAUCAAAUAAAAACCUAGGAUUUGUAAAAUGCUAGUUAUCAAUACUUGGUUAAAUGCUACAAUUAGAAAUAACAGCAGCAGAGAAGAGGAGUCUCAUCAUGUGACCACCGGAGGAUACCAACAAGAUAAUGGCGUUGGAUUUGGUGUCAAAGCAAAAGCGUCUUUUUGGCAAUAUUUCAGAUUUAGAUCCAACGCCAAGAUGGAGUCUGAGAACAUUAACGAGGCAUUCUGACAGCAUCUGAACGUAACACUUCUAAUCAGAUACCGAACUUCCUCACUGGUGCAUUAGCGCCACCGGUUAAAACGACAGAGCAGCAUCAAAAAAAUGGCAAAAUUGUGCCGUCCAGAUUCUUCUGCACGUGCACACUACAAACAAAGAGCUCAGCUCAUUAAAACAGCUGCUCAUUAGGGCUACUGGUGGUCAAAAACUCCACAGGGCAUCUUCAGCUAAAGGUCCACGUUUUCUGGAGCUUUCAACUGCAUCUCAUCAUUCAUUGGCACAUAGAGUCUGAUCAGCUGUUACGAUGAAGUCCACAUUAUGCAUCAUUUACCCAUAAUUAAAGACAAUCAAAGCUCAAUGGCCUUUAGGUAGAAAACAUGUUAGACUCUUACCAAAAAUAAACAUAAGCAGAAAGUAUGCAAAGAUGUUUGGUUCUGUUCAGUCACGAGCUUCACAGUCACCUUCGCCCACAGCUGAACGUGCAGACGUAGAAUCUAGAUAAUGUGGGACCUUUUCAGUAAAUCCUCGGACACAUGUCUGUUUCACACGGGGCUUCGUCCCUGUCUCGGCACCUUUAAACACUAAAAAACACACAUCUGAACACUGAAACCUGAGGCCUGCUGUUGUCACAAAGCCAUAAUGUCACUUUUGCCGUUUCUUAUAAAUUUGUUGCAAGAUGAUGAUGUCAUGAAAAAAAUGUAAAAAAAAAUUAAUAAUAAUAAUAAGCAGCAUUUGGUAUUUUAAAUGGAAACUAAUCCACAGAGGAAAAAUAAAGAAAAUGCAUGAAAAUGAACCAGAUUAGAAGCCUUUUGUUGUCUCUUUUGU